Molecule: messenger RNA, 4649 nt
Organism: Silurus meridionalis
Lineage: Eukaryota; Metazoa; Chordata; Actinopteri; Siluriformes; Siluridae
Gene: mid2
Product: midline 2
Exons: 11
Coding region: 374-2521 (715 amino acids)
Molecular function (GO): protein binding; zinc ion binding
Source: RefSeq, a predicted model, not a curated record
GCGCAGUUAUUCCCGCUGGAGGGUCACGUGGCCGCAGGGAGCCCUGAGUGUGGGAGUUUGUCGGCUGGGGAAUAACGUCAAGCUCUCCGAGGUGAGUUGAGAGCGCUGUGCGAGGGGGCGGAUCAGGACCGGAUCAUUCCGAGUCUACUUUCAGUGCGGGUUCAGAGCGACAGCGUCGAGGGGUAAUGAGCGUCCGACUUCCCUCCUCAAGUCAAGGAAUCCGCUAUCGGUAAACUUCUGAGCGGUGGAGCGGCAGUGGAGCUACAGUUACUGUAGAGCUCCGACACAAGUGCACUUCGAAAGCGGGAGUGAAGGAGGUGACUCACCAGCUUCUGUGGGAUUUGAUGUCGCCUUUAGAUCGGGCCCACUGAAGAUGGAAACCCUGGAGUCGGAGCUGACAUGCCCGAUCUGCCUGGAGCUGUUUGAGGACCCGCUGCUGCUUCCUUGCGCCCACAGCCUGUGCUUCAGCUGCGCCCAUCGCAUCCUGGUUUCCCACUGUUCUGGCGCCAAGCCGCUCGAGUCCGUGUCGGCCUUCCAGUGUCCAACGUGCCGCCACGUCAUCACAUUAAGCCCGCGUGGUCUCGACGGCCUAAGGCGCAAUGUGACGCUGCAGAACAUCAUCGACCGUUUUCAGAAGGCCUCUUUCAGCGGGCCCGGCUCGCCCAGCGAAAGCCGGCUUCGCCCCCCACCCCGGCCCCGCAGCGCGACACCCACCGGGGGCAGCGCCAUGUCGGCCGAGCUGCGAGUGCCCUGCCAGUUCUGUGAACAGGAGCCUCCUCGCGAUGCCGUCAAGACGUGCGCCACAUGCCAGGCGUCAUACUGCGAACGCUGCCUGCGUGCCACCCAUCCCAACAAGAAACCAUUCACCAGCCACCGCUUGCUGGAGCCAGCGGGUGACGGGCACCUGCGCGGCCUGGCCUGCCUCGAGCACGACAGUGAGACAGUGAGCCUGUACUGUGCUACAGACGAGCAGCUUAUCUGUACCCUGUGCAAGCUGGUCGGCAGACACCGUGAGCACCACGUCACUUCACUCAGCGAGCGUUUCGACAAGCUCAAGGGUUUUCACGUGAGCCCCGGCAGAGUAUCUGAAGCGGUUAUGGAGGCAUCACAGACAAGCGCUGCGCAAACACUGGAGAACAACCUGACCAAUCUGGUAAAAAGGAACAGCGAACUGGAAAACCAGAUGGCCAAAUUGAUCCAGAUUUGCCAGCAGGUGGAGGUGAAUACGGCAAUGCACGAGGCCAAGCUGGUGGAGGAGUGCGAUGAGCUGGUGGAAAUCAUCCGCCAGAGGAAACAGGUCAUUGCUGUCAAGAUCAAAGAGUCAAAGGUAAUGAAGCUCCGUAAGCUGGCUCAGCAGAUUGCUAACUGUAGACAGUGUCUGGAACGCUCCAGCGCUCUCAUUACACAAGCUGAGCAGAGUCUUAAAGAGAACGACCACGCUCGCUUCCUUCAGACUGCCAGAAACGUGGCAGAGAGGGUUGCCAUGGCCACAGCCUCCUCACAGGUUCUUAUCCCAGAUGUCAAUCUGAACGAGGCCUUUGACAACUUUGCUCUCGACUUCUCCCGAGAAAAGAAAAUUCUGGAGGGUCUGGAUUACCUGACAGCCCCGAAUCCACCAUCUAUACGCGACGAGCUCUGCACAGCCUCGCACGACACCAUCACCGUGCACUGGACCUCUGAGGACGAGUUUAGUGUCACAUCUUAUGAACUGCAGUACACGAUUUACACGGGCCAGACCAACUUUAUCAGUCUGUAUAACUCAGUAGACAGUUGGAUGAUCGUGCCCAACAUCAAGCAGAAUCAUUACACUGUGCACGGGCUUCAGAGUGGAACCCGAUAUAUAUUCUUUGUCAAGGCCAUCAACCAGGCUGGCAGCCGCAAUAGCGAGCCAGCACGCCUCAAAACCAACAGCCAGCCUUUUAAACUGGACCCAAAAACGGCUCAUAAGAAGCUGCGCCUGUCCAACGACUGCCUGACCAUGGAGAAGGAUGAGAGCUCUUUAAAGAAGAGCCAUACACCAGAACGCUUCAGUGGUACAGGUUCCUACGGAGCUGCUGGCAACGUGUUUAUUGACAGUGGCUGCCAUUACUGGGAGGUUUUGUUAGGAGCGUCCACAUGGUACACCGUGGGUGUGGCGUACAAGUCGGCCCCGAAGAACGAGUGGAACGGCAAGAACUCGUCGUCGUGGGUGUUCUCGCGCUGCAACAAUAACUUUCUGGUGCGACACAACGGCAAAGAGAUGCUGGUGGAGGUAUCGCCGCAGCUGCGGAGGCUCGGCGUGCUGCUGGACUACGACAACAACACGCUCUCCUUCUAUGACGCCAUGAACUCACAGCACCUGCACACGUUCGACAUCUCCUUCCUGCUUCCUGUCGCCCCGACCUUUAUGAUUUCCAAUAAAUCAUUGAUGAUCCUAUCCGGCCUGCCCGUGCCCGACUUUGUGGACUGCCCCGAGCAGCAGGACGGCAGCAGCCGCCAGCAAGAGUCUCCAUAUGGCCUGACUAUGAAGAGCUGCAACUGAGACGCUCGCACCGGCUCUUCCAGAACGUUUCCUCUAGGGUCGAUUCAUUUUUUUGUUGUUGUUUUGGGUUUUUUUUUUUUUUCACUCUGCUUCCUCAGUUUUAUUUUGGCCCCAGCACUGGCUCACAUUUGUUUGAUGGGUUUAAAGGAGGCGCUCAUUUCUCCUUGAUCAUUGCAGUCAGGGCUUGUGCUUAAGAUGACAUCUAGUCAUGGAUUAUGAGCUCUUUAAUGGAGUGCGAAACGUAUGUAAAUUAUUCACAACUAAUAAUUCGGUUUUUAUUCUUAUCCUUAAAAGCACUUUUUUUUUUAACAUUUCCGAGGUCCCCUGUGUGUAAAAAAAAAAAGGAGGGGAAUAAAAAGAAACUUGACUUAGAACUGGGCUGAACAUUGUUUGGGUAUAGUCUAGUGGAUUUAUCUUCUAAUAGAGAAAAUGGGAUAUAAAUAUGGCAUUUCUACUGAGGUUAACAUUGAAUAGUAUCUGAUUAAACAAAAUUCACAUUUUCAUAUUCAGGGAGAACAAGGAGAACAUUUUCUUUGUGGGUUUUUUUUUUGGUUUGUUUUUUUUUUCUUUGUUUUUUUGUCUUGCAGUUUAUAGCAUGAUAUGUAUUUCCUCUGUGAUUUGUUCCACUCGAUUGCUUUCUUGUUCUGUAUUUUGUGGAAAAGCAUGACAGUCUCACUGCUGAUUUUAUAGACAUAAAAUCUGAUCCAUGUAGUAUUUUUUUUUUUUUUUUUUAUUGUAAAGCUAAAUCCAUCUCAUCAAAUGAGACGAUUUAUAAAAAGCAUUGCGGGUGAACUAAAUCUUGAAAGGGCUUUACGGAAUAUAGAUCCAUUCAAACCGGUAAAAAGGGAGCCAACAAUCCCAUCUUAUCACUGCUUUCAAAUGUUUUCUUUUUGCCUCAUAUGCGAUUUUCCUCAGCAAAAUAUUUCAGGGAGGAAUCAGUGAAUGAUGUCAUAGACAAUCAUUUCUACCUUGCGGGCAAAAAACAACUAAAUAAAAUAUACUGUGUAGCAUGAUAAUGUAUAUUGGCAAUAGUGUUAACACGAGCCUCUUCUUGAAACAGAAAUGGGUGUCCACCUGAAUUAUGCUGUCUCUGUGCAGUUUAGAGAGCAGACAUACUACUGAUGGCACUCUCCUGCUGCUGCUAUCGUCAUGCGUGGGGUCUCUCUCAUUUAUUUUUCUGUCCCUGUGGCUCCUCGGUUCAGCUCUACCCUCUCCCAUUGUCAUUUUAUUUUUUGCUUUUCGAUGUUUUUGUGCUAAAAUCCCAGAGCAUGCUUCAGAUCGCUGUGCUACUGCAAUCCAUUUUUUUCUCCCCGUUGCACAAGGAUACAUCAAAAUAUCCUUUCUUGUGUGUUCUGUGAGGAAAUUAUUAAUACUUUUCAACACAUACAUACACAAUAGAUGAGAUAGUUGUUGCAAAAUGUUUUUUUUCUUCUUCUUCUUCUUCUUCUGUAAAAGCUCGACGAAUUUUCAAUUGUCCGAUAUCUUGAUUCUUUAUAUUGUCAACUGAGUAGUUAAGAUGCCAUAGUGGACCCUAAACACGAAAGCAAUAUAUGUAGAUUAUGAGAGUCCAUUUCGAACAUUUCCAUUUGAUUUGUUUUUUUUUUAAUGGCAUUACAGAAGCCAUUGAAUACCAGGUAAGCAGAGGUUUUCAAAAAUGCUCAAGUCUUAUUCAGGGGCCGUUCAUCUCGAACUGACAGGAUUGAAAGGUGUGUUUGAGUGUGUGUCACUGGGUCCUUCAGACCAAUUUUGGAACUGCUUCCUUUGAAUAUCCGAUACUGUUUUGAAAGGAGAAGGUGCAGUAUAGAUAUCACUGAUCAUUUUGCGUAUCGAGUUUACAGCUAGCUGUGCAUUUCUUUCCAUUUAACAUGAUAGGCUGAUAACAUGAUAGGCUUUCUUCAGUAAGAACAAAAAAAAAAAAAGAACGGUCACGAUCGCAAGGUUGUUUUUAUUGGAUGAUCAAACACUAGUGUGUUUUUCUGUUUCGAUUGAUCGGUUUUAGCAAGACAAGUAUGUAAAUCAUAGGGGGAAAUAUAUAUUAUAUGAAAUUGUAUAAUAUACAAAUAUAUAUGAACAUUGUUAUUUAUGUGAGCUGAAACCCAAUAAUAAUAAAAAAAAAUCUGAUCCCAAG